AUGUCUUGCGGUGAAGCAGGAUGGAUCGGGCCCCUUGCCCGUUCCAACUGCGAGUUACUCGAAGUGCAGAUGGUAGCAGUGACCUCCCUCUCUUUAUUAGUCCUCAUGGCCACCCACUUCUUUCUGCAAGGAAUUCUGCUAUGGAGUUUUCACCAGGAAGCAGACAUGGUCGGAGGCAGAGAUGAAAUGGUGGGGAGGAGGCCUAUUUGGCCCCUAUUUGGCCUCCUGGCCAUCCACUUCCUUUUGCAAGGCUGCAAUGCUUCCGAAUGCCCCAAUGGCUGGGUGAAGUACCAGAGGCAGUGCUACGGGGUUUUUUUCAAGAAGCAAGAUUGGUUACAGGCUGAGAUGGAGUGUCAGAAUUAUGGCAAUCACGGCCACCUUGUGUCCAUUAUUUCGAAUCAAGAGGGAGAGGUGCUGUCUACCCACAUACUCAACAAUUUCCCCGAUGGGGAGUCAUUCUGGAUUGGACUGCGAGACCGACUGAAGAAAGGACUUUGGAGGUGGUCAGAUUUAUCUACGUCCAUGUACACAGCUUGGGUUGAUGGAGCACCCAAAAACGUUGACGAAAGUGGAUUCUGCGCCUACGUAUCAGUCAAGCAAAAAUUCCUGAAGUGGAACGACACAUUCUGCAAUACGCAGAUGGCCUUCAUCUGUGAAAUCCUGUUGUAG
Molecule: messenger RNA, 669 nt
Organism: Euleptes europaea (tarantolino)
Lineage: Eukaryota; Metazoa; Chordata; Lepidosauria; Squamata; Sphaerodactylidae
Product: regenerating islet-derived protein 4-like
Exons: 8
Coding region: 1-669 (222 amino acids)
Molecular function (GO): signaling receptor activity
Source: RefSeq, a predicted model, not a curated record